Messenger RNA from Mercurialis annua (annual mercury), 2956 nucleotides. RefSeq lists its product as uncharacterized. The record is from RefSeq and is a predicted model, not a curated record. Lineage: Eukaryota; Viridiplantae; Streptophyta; Magnoliopsida; Malpighiales; Euphorbiaceae. Bases 131 to 2956 code for a protein of 941 amino acids. The transcript has 10 exons.
ACUUUCUCUUCUCCUCUACGUUUUUUCCCUCACUUCCUCCAUUACUCCAUUUUCUCACUAUCUUCUCUUUCCCAUUAUCUGCGAAAAUCACUCAGCACAAACCUCUGUUUUUGUUAUUAAAUCAUUAUCAAUGGCUCAUACACGUUCUUCAAAACCGAUUCCUAAAAAAGCUCUGAAUAUGAAACCGAAGAAAGCGGUUUCUAAGAAGAAGAAGGGCGAAUCAAGCAAUGUGAAGGAUAAAGUUCAGCAAGAAUCUGUCUCUGGUGAAGGAGUAAUCCGACAAUCUCCUCCUUCUCUCAAAAAGAGACAUGCAACCGAAAUUACUAAGCCAAAGAAGAAGCAAAAAGUGAUUUCAAUCUCUGAACCAAAACGGCGAAGUCCUAAGCUGUGGCAGUUAAAGCUCUUACGUGAAGAUCGACUUCAUUCGAAAAUCGAUACUUGUAUGUCCUACGAUACUAUUUCUGAAAUACAAUCAACUUUGAGUCCUUUUGAGUUAGAGUUGUUUAGGAAGUCUUGUUUCGGUUAUUUUCUCGAUAUUCCUAAGAUUAUGGUUCAAAACCAGAUUAUUCAUUGUUUGUUGUUGAGGGAAGUCGAGCAAUAUAACAAGUCUGAGAUGUGGUUUGAGGUCGGGGGUCAUAGGCUGAAAUUCGGUAUUGAGGAGUUUGCCUUAGUGUCGGGUUUAAAAUGUCACGGGAAUGUCAGUAAAUAUGGUUACCCGACGGUGUCUAAUGGAAUUUUGGACAAGUAUUUUGGCGGUUCGCAGUCUAUUUCUAAGCAAACUCUUCGAGAUAUUUUUAGGUCUAAGCGUUGGGAUUGUCCGGAAGAUGGUUUCAAGCUUGCUUUUAUGCAUUUUUUGCAUAACUUUUUGUUAGCUUCCCCUAAAACUGCUCGUAUUCCUCUAAAAGAUUUUGAUGUUGUUGAUUCCGAUGACUUGAAUGACUACCCGUGGGGUGUUGAUGUUUUUAAAUAUACUUUUGAUUCUUUGUCCACUAAGGCUGUUUUUGGUUCGGGUAGUCUUAGGGAAUCUAAACACAUCUACAAAUACUGUCUUCAAGGUUGUCCUCUUGUGUUUCUUUGUUGGUUUUAUGAAUGUUGUCCGAAGGUGCAAAAUUCCUUUGUUCAGUUGGUCAAUGAAGCUGCCAUUCCUCGCAUUUUGAAGUGGCAAGCUUUCUUUUUUCCUUUUUACAUCCCAGUUGAUAGAGAUCUUUUUGAUGAAGUUUAUUCUGAGAAGGUGAAUCUGCGGUCCAUUGUUCCAACAUCUGCUGAAUGGGAAACCCUUCCUUUAGGUGACUUUUUCAAAAGUUUCAAAAGGAAGGGGAAGUCUAGUGAUGGUUCUGGAUCUAGCAAAGAGGUUGGUGCUAAAGAUGGCUAUUUUCCGGCAUUACUUGUUACAGAUGAUUUGGAUGAAAGGAAUAAAUCUAAUGAUUUAGGCGCUAUAGAAGAGAAGUUCCAACUCAUUUUUACUGGUCAGAAGAAAAUCCAGUCUGAAAUUUCUGAGUUUAAACGCCUUAUUAGUAGUCAAGUUUCCGAAGUGUUAAGCGUUGUGAAACGGUUGUGUUUAAAGAUUAAUUUAGAUGUUGCUUCUGAAAAGGUUGAUGGUUUGUCCACUUCGAAGAAAGAUGCUACCUCCUCUCGUGACGAUAACGGUAGUGAUAGUGAUGAGACGUACGUUGCUGGUAAAAAGCCUGUCUCUAAAGAUCCUACCGACUUAGCUAAGUCUUCUUCUGACGAUUCUGAGCCUAUUUUGAAGGUUGUCAGCAAAAACCAGCAACAAUCUUCGAGCAUGCAUAUUUCUGGGUCUGUAAAAGAACAAAAAAUAGAUUUUGCUGCUGAGGAUAAUCCUAAAAAAGAUAGCUUUAAUGCUAGCUUUAUUGGAGUUGAGCAAGGCGUUGAGGAUUCUGUCAGCCGAUCAAAUUUUACACCGGAGAAAGAAUAUGCUAACAAGUUUGUGUCUGUAAAUGCAAAUACUGAGGAUAAGCGCUCCGAUGAUAUGCCAUUGAGCGAAAAAGCUGCAAAUGAAUAUGCGGCUGAUGAGAAGGCUGCUAAUGAAGUUUCAGUUGACGUUGAUUGCGAUGGUUCUUCAUCGGACGCCACAAUUUCAGACAAGGCUGGUGAAUUUUCAAGUGCCUAUAUUGAGAAUACUGCAACUUAUGGUAUCGCGGAUUCCGUAAAUGCAAACAUUGAGGAUAAGCGCUCCGAUGACAAGACAUUGAAUGAAAAAACUGCAAAUGAAGAUGCCGCUGAUGUGAAGGCUGCUAAUGAAGGGGCUAUCGAUGGGGAUGGCGAUGGUUUUUUUUUGGAGGCCACGAUUUCGGAGAAGAUUGAUCGUAAAGUUGAUGACAUUGAACCUGCCAAUAUUGAGAAUGCUGCAACUGAUGGUGUUGCUGAUUGUGCAAAUUUUGUUUUUCCUACGGAUGUUGGGACAUCUACUGGCAUCGAUAUGCUCGCUAAUAUUGUUACACAAAAAAAAUUGAAUUCUGUUGUUGGAGCUUCUGUUUCUAAUGAGGUUCCUGUCCGACCUCUAUCUAUAAUUGAUUCCCCAACUUGGAAUAUAUCUGCUGAGGUUUUUGAUCAAACGCUUGAAAAUGCGAUGGCUUCUUUGGCUGAAAGGCAGUCACAGGUUUCUUAUGCAGAUUUUAAUUUUGGUUGUAUUGUACCGAAGGACAGUGUCGGUAGUGUUUGUAUUUGUCCUUUUGAUGAAAAUAGUAAUAUGUUUUCUCAUGUGAGUAAACACAAGGCUUUCUUGAAAUGGAUUGAAGAAGGACAUGUUAAGAGUUUCAAGAAGAAAAUUUACGACGAAGCGCAUGUUUCAUUGAGUCCUCGCCUUCGUCUUGGUGUCGCUGAAAUUGAAAAGAAAAUUUGGUUUUAUAAUCUUUAUAAGCCUAGUCAGCCAAUUGACAGCAGUGUAUGUGUUUUCGAUUUUUUCGCCAUGUUGAUAUACUGUUUUACUACCUAA